This is a messenger RNA of Aspergillus puulaauensis, 624 nucleotides long. RefSeq lists its product as uncharacterized. The coding region runs from base 1 to 624 and encodes 207 amino acids. The record is from RefSeq and is a predicted model, not a curated record. Lineage: Eukaryota; Fungi; Ascomycota; Eurotiomycetes; Eurotiales; Aspergillaceae. The transcript is spliced from 3 exons.
AUGACACGGCCAGCCGUGACAACCCUCGGACCCGAGCAUGCAGAGCGCGUCGCUGAAGUAAUCGCCGCAGCCUUCUCUACCUCCCUGUUCACAGCUUAUUUACUACGCACCCCUGAAUCCACAUGGCCGACGGAUAACAUCCCCGCGGACAUCGUCGGGGCUCAUUUCAAAAAGUCUGUCACCAGCAGAGCAGAGCAAGGGGCGGAGCUGGUAGAGGCGGGGAAUUUCGCAGCAGUUGCUGUAUGGUUUCCACCAGGCAACCCCAUUUCAACUGCAGGAGUCACAGAUCCGCGGAUCCUGGAGUAUCGCGAAAAAUUCGGCCAGGUGAAGGAGGAGCAUCUCCAAGGACGAGAUUACUGGUAUCUCAAUCUGAUCGGGAGACAUCCCGAGCGUACCGAGCCUGGUGUUGUGCGGGCUCUGGUUGAUCCGUAUUUUAAGAAAGCUCGAGAGCAAGGUGUUCCCCUGUACCUUGAAGCAAUCACUGAACAUGCACGGGAUGUCUAUGAGCAUAUGGGAUUUCGCACCAUUGCUGAAGUUCCCUUAGGAGUUGGCAGGACCAACUCGAGGGGGGAAUUAGACGAGAAUGGAGAGGGGAUUGUGCUAUAUGGGAUGAUGGCGGAAUAG